AGAGUCGACUGCGCUCAGUUUUGGAGCGCAGUUUAGUUGAGUUUACGGUGCUGUCUGGUUGUGUUCGGCAAAACAACGGAAAACGGAAAACGGAAUCGGAAUCGGCAUCGAAAUUGAUAUUGAUAUUGAGCUGAGAGGCAGCGAUAAACCCGUCGGUUGCCUCGUCGGUCGAAGCAGAAGGAGAAGUUGACGAAUUCACCUGCUUUAAUGUAGCACCAGCAACAAGACUUCAAUUACAACAACAACAACAAGAACUAGUGACUGCAGUUUUGUAGGUGGCAGAGAGAGGGGCAAGUGUUGCUGCCACAUCAAUGCGGCGACGUCGACUUCGAUGCCGCUGUCAAUGACGCGACGCCGAAUUAAAUUCGUGUACACGAAAAAAUUGAAUGACGCCUAAACUUAGCCUCGCCCGCAUUGAACUAGAUAAAACAUAAAGCAACAACAAAUUAAACUAACUAAAGCAACAACAAUAACAACAACAAUAUGACCGUCUCAUAUGCUGGCGAAGUGCCAAAUGGCAGCAGUUUUGGCUGCUUCUGGAAAAUCCUAUGGAAAUGGCGCGGCAGCGUUUACAAAUUAGUCUGGCGUGAAUUAAUCGCCUAUUUGUGUUUAUAUUAUACCAUAAAUGUCAUCUACAGAUUCGCGCUAACUCCCAAUCAGCAGGUGCUGUUUAAUAAAAUAAGAGUAUAUUUUGGGAAACAGGGUGAGAGCAUACCCAUGUCCUUUGUCCUGGGCUUCUAUGUAAAUUUGGUGGUAAAACGUUGGUGGGAGCAAUACCGUCUAUUGCCUUGGCCCGAUACGUUGGCCCUGUUUAUCAGCGCUGCCAUUCCCAACUCCAAUGGAGGCGUUAAUAACGAAACGGGUCGACUAAUGAGGCGUAAUAUAAUGCGUUAUAUGGUUCUGGCUUAUGUCAUCACCUUGCAACGCAUCUCGUUGAGAGUCAAGCGUCGUUUUCCCACCACACAGCAUCUGGUGGAUGCGGGUCUGAUGCACGAAUCGGAGAUGAAAAUCUUCGAGGCUAUGAAUCAGAAGAGUCCCAUGUCCAAGUACUGGAUGCCACUCGUCUGGGCCACAAAUAUCAUCAAUCGGGCCCGCAAAGAUGGACUCAUUGCCUCGGAUCACAUUGUGCAAACGAUUCUCGUCGAAUUAUCCGAUAUUAGAAGACGUCUGGGUGGCUUGAUUGGCUAUGAUACGGUCUGUGUACCUUUGGUCUAUACUCAGGUGGUUACCCUCGUGCUUUAUACCUAUUUCAUAGCCGCCCUGAUGGGUCGACAGAUGUUGCCAAUGGUUUUGGAUCCCAAGGGCCUCGAGCAAUCCGAUUUAUAUUUUCCGCUGUUUACCGUUUUGCAGUUCGUUUUCUAUGUGGGCUGGCUAAAAGUUGCCGAGGUGCUAAUUAAUCCCUUUGGCGAAGAUGACGAUGAUAUCGAAUUGAAUUGGCUCAUUGAUCGACACAUAAAGGCCGCCUACAUGAUUGUGGAUGAGAUGCACGAGGAGCAUCCGGAGCUGCUAAGAGAUCAAUACUGGGAGUGUGUGGUGCCCAAAGAGUUACCCUAUACCCUAGCCUCCGAGCAUUAUAGACGCGACGAGCCCAAGGGAUCGGCGGAGAAGUACAAGGUGAAAAAAGAGGAUGCCAUGUAUGCAAAUAUUAUACCCGGCGGUGGCAAACGAAUGCUCAGCGAUGAUGUCUAUGCGGAUUAUGAGAGUGUGGACACUCCCAUGGUGGAGCGGAGAAAGAACAAUUGGCUUGUAAGACAGCUCUCCCGCAUGGGUUCCAUGCAGAUACCACUCAAUGGCUUAGGCGUCAAUGUGGCCAAGACACGUCCACGUAUUCCCACACCCGAGGUUACCAAGGAUGGCAGCACCAAUACAGCAAGCGGUGCCGUUAUAAUGGCUCCACAGCAGCUGAGCACACAAAGCACAAGUGGCAUGUAUCCCUCGUAUCACAGCACCAACACCGGCGGCACCAAUAUGCACCAGGAUAGUGGUCAAGUGCUGGGCACACUGCUCCUAUCACCUAUCAAAGAGAUGGACAGCUCAUCAUCCAAUAACACUCUGAUUCCAGGGCAUCCAGCAACGGCAGCCCUCGCCCAGGCCGUGAUGCCGACCAGAUUAAAGGAUGGCUUUGCAGCGACCACUUUGCCGGCGGAGAGCAACAUAACCACACUCUCGUUUCCCUUCACGGUCGCGACGAGCGGUGGCGAGACGAUGCCCAGUGGCACCUUGAGCAUUUUGCCACUGACAGGCAAUGCCCAACUACCGACGAUCACAACCACCGGCAGUGGUUAUGAUCCCAACGAUGUGAUCACCACAAUUCCCGUCUCGUUGUCCAUUCAAAGGACACCCUCGAGUCUGUCCAUUAUGGAGCUGACGGGAGCUGGAGAUGGUGGCGAUAGCAGUGGCUCCAGCAAUGGCAGCGGUGGUGGCAUCACCACAACGGCAUUGCUUUCGGUGACACCACUCAAUGGAGCCGGCAAUAAUAAUAUAUCACGGCAGAAUAGCUUCAAUGUCAGCCUCAAUCUGCAGGAUGCGAAUUUCCUGCGUUCCUCCGUGCGCUCAGCGGGUCCCACGGAUGCAGUGGAUGCAACGAUUUCCAUGCCACGUGGUGGCAAGGAGGCAGCAGCACAGACAGCUGCUGCAGCCACUGCCUCCUCGGCGCCCUCAACGCUGGCCAAGCACAAGCCGGAGCCCAAGACGGGCGAGGUUUACGUAUAAGAUUGGAUGAAUAUAUUUUAAUAACAACGAUGAUCAUGUUAUGGAUAUAGCUUUCUAGGGAUAUAGCCAGUUGCGGAUUAUUUGAACAGAGUUGAACCUAGUUAUACUUAGGAUUAAAAACGCUGGCAUUGCGCCACCCGGAACCAUUUUAAAGAUAUUAUAUUAGAGUCAGUUGUGAGAGAACUUAAGAGUAAUUAAUUAAUAUAAGCUUAAAAUAUUGGAAUAAUUUUCUAAAUAUUAUGCUAAAGAAAGUUGUGAGACGAAGUUAAAGAUGAGAGAUCUUGAUAAUAAUUAACUGAUAUAAGUCGAA
Messenger RNA from Drosophila innubila, 3022 nucleotides. RefSeq names its product bestrophin-1 (gene Best2). Gene Ontology annotation, molecular function: chloride channel activity. The transcript is spliced from 12 exons. NCBI's taxonomy places the organism in Eukaryota, Metazoa, Arthropoda, Insecta, Diptera, Drosophilidae. The record is from RefSeq and is a predicted model, not a curated record. Bases 484 to 2712 code for a protein of 742 amino acids.